Molecule: messenger RNA, 1557 nt
Organism: Lichtheimia ornata
Lineage: Eukaryota; Fungi; Mucoromycota; Mucoromycetes; Mucorales; Lichtheimiaceae
Exons: 4
Coding region: 1-1557 (518 amino acids)
Biological process (GO): glycolytic process; glucose 6-phosphate metabolic process; intracellular glucose homeostasis
Cellular component (GO): mitochondrion; cytosol
Molecular function (GO): D-glucose binding; glucokinase activity; ATP binding
Source: RefSeq, a predicted model, not a curated record
AUGUCGAGCAUGCCGUUUUCACAAUGCGACUCUCCUAUACGCGACCAGAACGAUAGCACAGACGACCGCGGUAGGCGACGAUCGACAGCUGUGGAAACUCCUCUUUUGCACGGAUCACCAGACCAACAAAAAGCCGUUUAUGAAAUUCAGAAAUCGUUACAAGUGUCUUUGGAGCAACUAAGGGCGUGUGCGCAAGAAUUUGGACAAGAAAUGCAGGCAGGGCUUGCCGAAGACUCACCAGCAGGCGGACACCUUCGUAACAACGACCUAAAAAUGAUUCCUUCCUAUGUCACAGGUUACCCAACGGGAAAUGAGAAAGGGACAUACCUUGCUCUUGAGAUUAGUGGAGUGGACAUUUACGUGUGUCAAGUCAAGCUCAAAGGAGAGGGUGGCAAAUUAGCUAUCAACCAAUACCAAUACGAGAUUCCCGAUGAUCUAACCACCGGUGUUGGUGUGGACGUGUUGAUCGAUUAUGUUGCAGACUGCGUAUCCGAUUUCCAACGACGUGUUUCUGGUCAUCAAUCACAGCAACAGGAAACAUACUCAAUGGCCAUCAGUCUAGGCUUUGCUGUUCGACAAACUGGUCUUGAUAGAGGCACCAUUGUUGCUUUGGAGCAUGGCUUUGAAUUCCCCAAUGCAAUAGGCGCCGACGCUGUUGAGUUAUUCCAUUCCCGUUUCCAAGCUAAAGGAUUAAAUAUUCGGAUCGUGGCUAUUGCAAACGACGCGGUAUGCACCCUCCUUGCCCACGCUUAUCAGCAUCCUGCCACGCGGAUUGGCAUUGUUCAUAAUAUCGGCACCAAUUGUGCUUAUUACGACAAAAUGAGCAACAUGCGCAAGUUUCUCGCACAACAUCACAAUGGCGUCAGCCCAGGAAACAUUGACAUGAUCAUCAACACAGAAUGGUGUAAUUUUGGCUCAAGGCAUCUACCUGUAUCACAAUUCGACCAUAUCGUGGAUCGUGAAAGCAACAACCCUGGCAUUCAUGCAUUUGAAAAAAUGACAACUGGCAUGUACCUUGGCGAAAUUGUACGACAAAUAUUGGUACACUUGGUCGACCAUCGCAUAUUGACCUUUACAAUUGAUGAUGAUGAAUGCUUGCUACGUACACCUUAUCAUUUUGAUACUAGUUACAUGUAUGUUUGUGAAGCGGAUGAUGACUUGGAUAAUCUCGAGGACACGCGGGUCGUGCUGGAGGAAAUGUGUAAGGUCGGUGAAACAUCUCUAGCCGAUCGAGAGAUUGUCAAGAAAAUCUGUCAGUUUGUUGGAUAUCGUGCUGCUGCCCUUGUCGGUGCCAAUAUUGCAGGCGUUGUCAAGUACAUGGUUGAAUGCGGAAUUGGACUAGAUUCAAAUGGCGAUGGCUUUGCGAUAGCAAUCAGUGGAGAUGUUUACAAGGAUUAUCCAUCAUUCCAUCCCCGUGUGUGCGAAACCUUGAAAGCUCUCAUUCCUAGCCACGUGUCGGCAAAACUCUCAGUAGGCAUCGUCAAGUUUUCUCGUAUUGUUGGUGCUGCUAUUGUGGCGAUGAUGGUUGAAAAAAUGGAUCAACAGGAUGUAGAAUGA